AUGAAGAAGUUUAUUACAAUUGUCGGAGCUAUCUUAGUAGGAACUGUUGCUGCUACUCAAAUCACAACUGAAGAGAAGGUAGUUGAUGGACUUAUCCAUGGACUUUAAGCUGCUUAGAAAGAUGUAUAAAUCAUCAAGGGUCAACUUUAAAGCAUUGCACAUAGAAGAAGAGCAAGAUCAGUCGAUUAAACUCCCAAUGUUGAGGCUUAAAGCAAUCUAUUAGAGUAUAUAAAAUCCCUAGAUAUCAAACCAAGACCCAUAACAACUAGAGAUAUUGAAUUGCAAGAAUAUAGAGAUCCAUGUGAUUACAUCAGAUAAUGCUUACCAAAAGAAUUUAGAAAUAAUCAACCAAAAGUAGAAGGCUUUUUCGGUUUUGGAGAAUCUGUGGUGUCUCAUGAUUUAAGAGGUAUAGAUUUUGGAAUUUAAAAUGCUAUCUAAACGCCACAUGUUGAAGGCUUCUUAAGUGGAUUACACGAAUUAACUGGCAUCGCUGGUGAUCUUACAGGAUUAGGUCUUGGAAUCUAUAGCGCUGUUCACCCAAAUGUUCAAGCUUCAAUCAUGGAAUAAAAGCCUCUAUACUACAGCUAUGCUUAAUAUCUUAGCCCUAAAGUUUAGAUGUGGGAUGACGCAACCCUAGCUGCCUAUAACCUUCGUUUCGGCAAUGUUAUCUAUCCACAUUAAUGA
Messenger RNA from Stylonychia lemnae, 684 nucleotides. The record is from the annotation of a GenBank genome assembly. Lineage: Eukaryota; Ciliophora; Spirotrichea; Sporadotrichida; Oxytrichidae.